AUGGGGGGUCCUUUCUAUGGGGAGAUGUGGGGCAGGACGCCCGCAUCCCCCCCCCAACGCCCGGGUGCCCCCCAGCUGAUGUUCUCCCACCGCACCGACCGGCGGCUGAUCCUGCUGGGCCCCCACCAGCGCGACCCCCCCUGCGUCCUCGCCGCUGCGCAGCUCCGUCCAGGUGUCCUGGCCCUGCAGCUGGACCCCGAGUCCUACAGGAGGCCCGACGGGCCGCGAAGGCCCCGCCCCCCCCGGCGCCGGCCCCCGCCCCCACCCGAGCUGGACCUGGCGGGGGAGCUGCGGGCGCGGGGGCACCGUCCCGAGGGGUGCGGGGCCGUGCGGGUGUCGGGGGGCUCCUGCCGGGGUCCCCUCACCAAACUGGGGGGGCGCUUCAAGACCUGGAGGCGCCGCUGGUUCCACCUCGACCCCCGCCGCAGGGUGCUGGCCUACUAUGGGGACAAGGAGGAGACGAAGCUGAAGGGCGUCAUCUACUUCCAGGCCAUCGAGGAGGUCUACUACGACCACGGGCGCGUGGCCUGCAAGAGCCCCAACCCCCGCCUGACCUUCUGCGUGAAGACCUACGACCGCCUCUUCUGCCUGGUGGCCCCCAGCGCCGAGGCCCUGCGCAUCUGGAUGGACGCCGUCCUCACCGUCACCCGGGGGGACGGCCCCCCCCUGACCCCCAACACCCCCCCACCCCCCAAAAAGCCCCUGGGGUACCCCAAAGGCCCCGCCCAGGGCCAGCGAACCCCGCCCAGGGCCAGCGAACCCCGCCCAGGGCCACCGAACCCCGCCCAGGGCCACCAAAUUCCCCCCCCGGGGCCACGAAAUUGCCUCGAAGCAGCUCAAGGCCGUUUAUUGUCCCUGCUGCCCCCCAAGUUGGGGGGUGCCCCAUAG
Harpia harpyja (harpy eagle) is the source of this 888-nucleotide messenger RNA. It is a transcript of the gene PHLDB3, whose product is annotated as pleckstrin homology like domain family B member 3. The record is from RefSeq and is a predicted model, not a curated record. Lineage: Eukaryota; Metazoa; Chordata; Aves; Accipitriformes; Accipitridae.